UCGUGUCUCCCUCCCUUCUUCUUUCCUCUCUUCUCCUCUGUCGUCUCUAUUUCUCUCUCUCUCCUCGCUGUGUGUGUGCUGAUCAGUAUGGGGAGCAUAGGAUGCAUGUGGACUCUGGGACUCGUCUGUCUGGGUCUCACGUUCAGAUGGACACAGGGACAGACCACCAACAGCACCAGGCCUGUGUUUCACUGUGGAGGGAACCUGGAUGGAGAUAGUGGCUUUGUGGGCAGUGAGGGCUUCCCAGCCUUCUACAAACCUGACACCAAAUGCACCUGGUACAUCACUGUCCCCGAGGGAAACGUGGUCAUGCUCACCUUCAGGAUCUUCGACCUGGAGGCCGACUCCCUCUGUCGCUAUGACUACCUGGAUGUCUACAACGGCCACUCCAACAUGGUGGAGAAGCUGGGCCGCUUCUGCGGAACGUUCCGGCCCGGUACUCUCAUGUCCACCUCCAACACCAUGAUGCUGGACAUGGUGUCGGACUCGGGGACUGGAGGAAGGGGAUUCGUGGCUUACUUCCAGGGGGGGAAGCCCCAUGCAGAUGAUCAGCUCUGCGGAGGGAAAUACACCAAGUCCCAGGGUUCCAUCAAAACCCCUGACUGGCCAGAGAAGCACUACCCUCCCAGCACCAGCUGCUCCUGGUUCAUCACUGUGGAAACUGGCAUGGCUGUUGAGGUGAACUUUGAAAAGUUUACCGUUGAGGCAGACACUUACUGCCGCUUUGACUAUGUGGCAUUUUACAAUGGAGGAGAGAGGGAAGACUCCAGGCUUAUUGGCAAAUACUGUGGAGAUGUGCCCCCCAAGGAGAUAGUGAGUAACGGGAACAUGCUGCUGGUACAGUUUGUGUCCGACACCAGCGUCACCUCCGACGGCUUCAUGGCCACCUACCGCAGCAUCCCUCAAGGCUCCAAGCCUCCCACCACAGAGGGCGACAUCGUGACAGGCCCCCGCGUGGAGUCUCGGCCUCGUGUACCUCUGGGCAGACCGGACAGAACCAACAAACCCGACAAGCCUGAACCCAGGAGGCCCACGGACAAACCCGCCACUACCACUACCACUACCACCACCACAACAGUGCGCCCCACCCCUAAACCCAGACCAGCCAGGCCAGUGAAACCAAACCAGCGCAGGCCUGUGAACAAACCUGUGAAACCUUCAAGACCUAGAGUUCCUCUUAACCCACUGUGUGCGCAGCCAUGUAAGAGAGACGGAACCAUCAAGUCCAGCUUCUGUGCCAGUGAAUUUGUGAUCACUGCUAGGCUAACAUCAGUGACUCCCAAACCUGGCGGUGUGAUUCAUAUCACCGGAUCCCUCAUCAAGUCCUACAAGACUGGCCGGCUGACCAUCACCCAGGCUGGAGAGGACAUGUCCAUCAAACUGGUCUCAGCUUGCCAGAAAUGCCCCGUGCUACGCAGAGGCAACAGCUACAUCCUGAUGGGCCAGGUGGAUGAAGAGGGCCGUGGCACCCUGGCGCCAGGCAGCUUCACCGCCCCCUACAAGGCUCCUCACCACAAGAUCCUGAACAACAUCAGCAACCAGCCCUGCUGACCCCUUCACCGCCCUCGCCAACCGCACCGCACUGCCAGUUUAGCCGAAAACUCUGAGGUGUGUCUAGACUGAAGCAGUUUGGGAAUGGAAAACAAACCAUAAAGCCCAAAAACCAUGACGGCAACAGACCCACAUUAUCCUAUUAAUGGGAGUGGCAUUACUGUAAUAGGACUGGCAUUAAAGAACAAAUUAGAAAACGAAAUGCAGAUGAAGUGUGAAAAUGCUUAAAUUGUUAACUUGCAGCUGAGGUGACCUGUCCUCACGCACGAGGUGCACACAGUACAGAGUGACAGCUUUAUAAGGUCACAUAGUGGGACUAUAUUUUUUACUAUAAGUUUUAUACACAGAGAUGUCACAUGUUAUAUUUCUAUGUAAAUUAUGAUGAUGUCUUUGAAUAAAAAAACAACUUUUAUAUAACACAA
Messenger RNA from Clupea harengus (Atlantic herring), 1973 nucleotides. RefSeq names its product procollagen C-endopeptidase enhancer a (gene pcolcea). The record is from RefSeq and is a predicted model, not a curated record. NCBI's taxonomy places the organism in Eukaryota, Metazoa, Chordata, Actinopteri, Clupeiformes, Clupeidae. Gene Ontology annotation, molecular function: peptidase activator activity; collagen binding; protein binding. Gene Ontology annotation, biological process: proteolysis.